Limulus polyphemus (Atlantic horseshoe crab) is the source of this 6865-nucleotide messenger RNA. RefSeq lists its product as uncharacterized. The transcript has 18 exons. The record is from RefSeq and is a predicted model, not a curated record. The coding region runs from base 204 to 4445 and encodes 1413 amino acids. Lineage: Eukaryota; Metazoa; Arthropoda; Merostomata; Xiphosura; Limulidae. Gene Ontology annotation, molecular function: protein binding.
UAAAAGUUUUUUAACACAUUAUUAACAGGUUUUGGUUAUAUAUUAUUUGGAAACAAAAGAGCGCAUGCGCCUCCUCCAGCGUUAAGCGUGGAAAGUACUGGGCCUGCUGCACAGGCUUGAGGGAGCUGUCUUUCAUGGAGAAAUCUGAAGAGGCAAAUAUAUCGAAAUAUGCUUUCUAAGUUGUGAAUGUUCAGGUGAAGAUAAUGGGAGAACAAAACAUAGUCUCCGACUGGCUCCGGUCGCUCAAGUUGGAGACAUAUGCUGAAAGUUUCUUAGAUAAUGGCUACGAUGAUUUGGAGAUCUGUAAGCAGAUUGGCGAGUUAGAUCUUGACGGAAUAGGUGUGACCGUGUCUAGCCAUAGGCAGACGAUCCUGCAGGCGGUGAAAAGGUUGCUAGAACACGGCGGUACAGCCGUUUACUAUACCGUCGAGGAGCAGCUUCGCAUGGCUGGAGCAGUCUGCUGUGACACCUAUGACGAUUACGACAGCUCGAUAGGGCCGAGCAAACAGAAGGAUCAGUCAAAUCCACAUCUCAUUGUUAAUUCCCCUAAAGGUGACGGUGAUGGUAAAACGAACGGCGACACAGUGGCCAACAUGUCUUGCUGGACGGAAUCAGCCAUACCUCGCCAAUUUGUUGAUGAAUACGAAGAAGGAAAAGCCGAGUUGGUGAAGUUUCCUAGGAUUCAGUUAAAGAUGAUAGUUAGAGACAAGUUGAUACGUGAUGGAAUACGGUUAAGCGCAGAACCCUACUCAAAUAUGGACGGAACAAGGGGGUGUUUGGAUAGCCUUGCUCGUCGCUACUCGGAGGAGCUAAAAACACACUACAGAGACGUGAUGGACAGACUGGAAGAACUAAGACGUCGUCGCGUGGCUAUAGACAUACCACCACUUCCGCUGGACCUUGGAAAUUUCAAGCAAAGGACAACAGCUUCUUUUAAACCAGGAAAGUAUUCACCUUCUAGUUGUUUGAAUGACCAGGAAGAAGAGAAUAUCUACGGCUUAUACCAAGGUCAGACGGGCAAAGCAGUCAAUGUUGGUCAAACAGAAAGGUACCUUAGUCCACGAUCAAAAUCCUUUUACCAACCUUGCCCGUUUACUACAGCAGAGGCCAAAUCUGAAAAGCCCUACUCAAAUGGAACAAAGAAGAAAGGAGGUUUAGGAAAGUUGUUUCGAAGUUUUGGUACCAAAAAAGACAAAUGUAAAGAAAAAAAGUCACGAAAAUCAGAAAAGAAUGACCGAAAACUACAAUUACCUUGUAAAUCACCCUGUUCCAAAAAUCAUGUUGAAGUAGACGUCCCCAGCGCUCCAGUUCAUCAGUUUCAAAUCCAGAUCGGAGAGGAAGAACGAGAUCAGCUGAUGAUGAUGGUUCACGAUGGGUAUAUGACAAUGGAACAGGCGGUGCAAAAGAUUUUAACUGACUUGGGAAGAGGAGUUGGGUUCUCAGCCCCUGGUGGGAAAAAAGGACCUAAAAAACCUACUGCUGUAUUUUACUCUGAUGCCAAUGGAGAGGCUGGCACGUCCCCUUUAAGUAAACAUAUUUAUUAUGAACCUCCGGAAGAUCUUGACCUUGACAUGGAUCAAGACAACUUUAAAGGAUAUACAAGUAAGAAAACUCUUCAUUAUCGCACCACGUGCAAGGUGUGUCGUGGAUCACUGUCGGACCUAACACAACCACUCCUAAAUUCUGAACACAGCACCAAUAGCCUACCAGUCUGCUCUCAAGAAGAGUUUACAAAGAUAAUCCUAUCCAAGCAAGAUAAAUGUAUUGAUGCUAAUGAUGGGGUCAAUGUUAAUACUGGAGAACCACAAGUUGAAGACUUUAAUUCUAAAAGGUAUAGUCCACCGAAAGAUGACAGAGCAGCACAAAGCCUAGCAGACAUAACUUCUGCUGAUAGGCUUACAGCAUCAGAUAUAGAAAUAUCAAGUCCUGGAAGAGCAGUAGAUUAUGGGCAGUUAGUACAGAUAGAAACCAAAAACAUAAUCUGUAAUCAAAUGAUUGUGAAUCAUGACUUAGGAGGAAGUAUAUAUGAAGAUCACUGUUCUAGUGGUGCUCUGUAUCAUACCAAAUGCAGGAAGGACAGUUUUUGCCAUUCCUCAGUUCCAGUUGAUGAUGGGUCUCACAGCAAGUUUGCUUCAUCAGAGAGUAAUGACACAACUCCAAAGCUUGAUAAUACAGAAGACAACAUUGGAUCCUCUGUAUUAGAACACCGAAACAAGGAUGGAAUGCUUGGAAAAAUCCAAAGUUUGACUAACCGAACCAGUUACAGUACCAGUGAAGAAGGGCAGUCUCAGUCUUCUGAUUAUGAGGAAACUGAGGAAAUCGAAAAGAAAAUGGACAGUGGGCUGUCACGUGACCAUAGUGGGCGAUCUUCAUUAGCUGGGCGCGUCCGUGAACUCCAUCGUGAUGUAAGAAGAAGGUUCUCUCGGUUGAAGAGUUCCCGUUGCAUGCCGGAUACUGAGCAACUCCGGGAGCCAGUUGACCAACAGGAUGGAAUUACUAGACCAGGGAGUUCAUUAGAGAGUCUUCCUAGUGAAAAUGGUUCCAGCUCUCGAUGUAGUUUGCAAACACAGACGCCAUCAAGCAGUAACCGUAGUUCUACCUCUGUUGGAGAAGAUGAGGGAACCCCAUACAUUGGUCCCUUUUUGGGUCGAGCGCGUGCCUUAACUGAUUACACACCUAGUCCAUAUGAUAGAGAUGCCCUUGCUUUUAAGAAAGGGGAUAUUAUUGACAUUAUAGCUAAGCACAAUACAGGAAUCUGGGUUGGCAUGUUACAUGGUCGUGUUGGCAGCUUUAAAUUCAUUAAUGUUGAAGAACUACGAAAGGAGGUUCGACAUCGUCAACUUCGUUUCAAGAGGAGUACACAGUUGGCUUCACUAGCUGCUAUGAGACCACAGACAUUAGAAGACAUUCUACACAUGGUUGGAUUAGAGCAAUAUACCCAUAUUUUGGUUCUGAAUGGUUACAAACACCUAGACUCAUUCAAGGACAUAGAGAUAGAAGAUUUGGAAGGGUUAGGUAUUUUGGAACCAGAUCAUCAACAACAGUUGCUAAGAGCUGCAGAUAUGUUACUGGAAUGUGAAGCAACACAUAGUCUUGCCACCCACCCUGAACGUGAAGAACCGAUUGAAGAUUCAUCUCUUGAUAAAGAGAAGAAUACGGGACGAGAUUCUGGGUGCUAUACUGGCCGUGAAUAUUUCACUAAUCAAGAACCUUCCAGGGAUGUUGAUAAUUUCCAUUGUGUAGGAUGUAUUGGACACUCAUCAAAUAGUGAAAAUAUUUCUAAUGAAGUUCUGAAUGUAAGGAACAAUUUGGAUGCUGAUUAUUUGCCACAACAAAAUGCACAAACUUCAUCCCAGAGCUAUAACAACACCAGCACAAACUCAAUGGGUAGUUUCAAUAUUCCCAUUACUUACUCAUUCAAUCUGAGUACCACUGGUAAUGAGCCAAUUUUUGAUGAGGAAAAAGUGGUGUUGCGAAAAAAAAAUGAUGAUAGUCGUUCUUCAAGAGCUCAAAUUGUUGAAAAUGAGAAGCAUGAAACACAAGCAACAGCAAAUUGUAGCCCUGAAGAUGUUAUCAAAGUGUCCUCUCAGCUAUCAUGCUGUGAAAAUGGCUGCUUUCCAGUUGAUCACGAAGAAAACAUGACGGACUCUAAAAGUUGUACCUGUGUCGUUUGUUCCAUGAAGUCCAAAUCUUGUAUCGCAGAGACAUUUCCUCAACCGACGAGCCCGGUGAAUACUAAGUGUGUCCUAUCAACUCCUCAGGACUCUCCUGUACAUGUCUCCUGUGGUUCCGGUUUUGCCAUGAGAGUUAGGUGUGCUACUUUACCCCGCAAAAAGCAGCAGGACUCUGAAGAUCCUCCUCCUCCUGGAAAACGAGAUCACAAAAUCGUGGAGAAAAAACAGAACAGAAAGUUUGGAUUCAGAAAAGGAACUUUACAAGACACCCGUCACAUUAUCCAAUCCCAAGGGUUAACCUUAUUAUCUGUUGUAACCAAUAAGUUAGAGGAGGAAAAAAUAGAUUUGUGCCAAGAGCCCUACACGGAUAAGACCGGGUUUUGUGGUAUUCCACCAGCUUUAGUACAGAGAUAUUCGGAAGAACUUCAGAGGGAUAUCUAUGACGUAGCCGAAGUUCUCGAUCAAGCUCGGAUCAAUGCUCUUCAUCAACAAGAAAGAAAAGGGAUACCAAAUGACUUCCUAGCGGACUCGUGCAAUGAGCCUGUGGUCGAAGCGAACUACAGUUGUCUUCACGAUUGGCUAACUUCUCUUGGUCUUCCCAUGUAUACAGAACACUUUCAACGAGCGGGAUAUAGCCAACUGGAACAGAUUGUUUCGUUAAGAGAAGCUGAUCUCAGACAUUGUGGAAUUAAUUGCUCAAGACACUUGAGACUUCUUACGUCUGCUAUAGGCACAUUGCAUAUCCAUUUGGCUAAAUAUGGAACAGGCUGAAUUAACAGUUAUUGAUUUGAUUUACACAUUUGAAAGAUGCCGAACACACGAGAAUGACGGGUGUUGCGUUUAAAAUUAUGUAGUCAUCACAUUUACUAAUUAUCUGAGAUUCUCUUUCUCGAUGAAUGUCACGAGAUCUGAAUAGUGAGUUUGGGUGUAAUAUUCUGUUGAAGUCUUAUUAGGCUUAAUUGUUUUCUGUCUGUUGUCUUUUCAGUCGUAAUCGUGUUUGCUAAAAAUGCUAACAAUGUUUGUCAUUUUGUUGAUAACUCCUUCGUAUUAGCAAUCUACGUUAACUUUUUCGAUGUGCGUCAUAUUGUUCUAUUGAAGGAAGUAUUGCUGCCCGUGUUUAUAGUAUAAACUCGGUUGUUUGUCAUUGUUAAUUAAUAGCAAUCAUUAUAGAAUAUUACGAAUAAUAUAUUAACAAUAGAACCAUGACCUGUUUUAGCAAUGUAAAAGAUUUCUGUUUGCCUAUUCAUUGUUAUUAUUAUUAUUAUUUACUUUCUGUGAUAGUUAUUUUUUUUGGUAUUAUUUUAUGCGAAAAUAAGUCAAACAAAUAAUUUUAGUCAAACGUGAAGCUGGAAAAGUAUAUUCAAGCUGUGCUGAUUAUUAAAAUUAUUUAAAAAACGCUAUAUAACAAACUUUCAAAAUAAAGGUUCUUAUCUUGUGAAACUUUUCGCAAUUUGUUUGGGCCGAGCGUGGCCCAGUGGUUGGCGUACUGGGCUAUGGAGCUAUAGGUCCAAUGUUCGCAUAUCUUUACUGCAAAAAAAAAGCGCGCUCCGCACUUUGGGGCCGUUAGUGCGUUAUAAGAUUGACGGCCAAGUCCCAUUAUUCGGUCAGACAAGAGUAGCCCAAAAGUUGGCGGUGGGUGCUGUUGACUAGUUGCCUUUCCCCUAGUCUAUCAGUUCAAAAUUAGAGACGGCUAGCGCAGAUCCCUUGAUACUUUGGGCGAACAUCCAAAAACAAAUACUGUUAACUGAAAAAGGUUUUGAGACUUAAAAAUAUUACGCAAACGAAAACCCAAGAAGUUAAUUUCUAGUUGCGUGACAAGCUAUAUAAUAGUAUCAAAACCUGUUUUUUGUCAGACUUAGUUUAUCAACGAUAUAAUUCAACUUUGUUAUCGACAAAUUUGUGAGCCUAGUUUUUACCAGGUGUUUAGUGGAGCAGGAAAACAAUAUUUAAGCUAAGUAGUGAUUAAUUCUCCAGUUCGUACAGAUUUUGAGUAUACUCCGCCUUUUAUCAUAUAAACGAAAAGUGAAACACAUAAAUUUGUUAUUGUAUAGUUUCAACCAAAUGAAUUAUUAUUUUAUUUUCAUGUAAAUUCACGGUGUUUUUAUAUUUAAACAGUCUUUUGAAUGAUUAAUAAAUAAAGGUAAGUAAAUUCUAUGUAAAAAAAGUGGUCUUCUAUUUUAAUACAGUGGUUUCCUUAUGUCUUUAUAAGACAAAGGUUCAAAUCUGUAUAUAAAUAUAUAUCAACCCUUCCAACGUUGCCUAAGGAAACCAUAAUGAAAAUGUUUUAUACUUUUUUGAAAUACAUAAAGUGUUCCUGAUAUUUUAUAAACAACUUUAUAUUUUGUCAUGAAAUCGAUAAAACAAUCGAAUGUAUCAGUACAUCUGUUAGUAAUAUUGAAACGUAUUUCAGCUAAUCAAUUUAAUUCAGAUUUAUUUUAUAGGUAGCUGGAGCACUAAACAUUUUAAAUUAUUAUGCAUAGAAGUUUGUUCCAUUACAAUGUCAGCAUUAACAAGUUUAAUGCAAACACAUUAUGAAUUCCAAUAUGAUUUUGUUGUUGUGUCUGUUGUUUAAAUUAAAAUAGAUAAAAUUAAUUAGUAUUGACUGAUGAACUACUCAAACACUAGUGUAACCUAAAAACUGCUGUAAAUGAAUUAAAAAAGAUACUUUGAAACCAAACUAAACAUAUGCCUUGUUUUUUUAAAUCGUCUCUUAGUGAAUAUUCGUAGGUAAUUGGUAUUUCGGCAUUUUCUCUUGAAUCAACAUUGGUUUCAAAGCUCGUUUUCACUUGUAUAUGUAAUAUCGAAUAUUUGAUAUAGACGUGUGACCAAUAUAUAUGAAACACAGUGUUUAUUAUUAUCCAAUUAAAACUACACUUCCGGUUUUCAGCUAGCAAUUUAUUUAAGAAAAUGUAAAUACAUGUUUCGUAACUAUUACGUGGACAAUUUUUAACUGUAUAAAUGGUUGAAUAGACAACAACAGCUAAGAUAUUAACAUUGUUUUUUAGAGUUAAAUAUUAAUCAAAAGUAUGAAAUUGCAUGUUUCUCCCAUUUAUGUUAUCUCAAUUUCUUGAUAAGUAUAUCGUGUCUUAAGACAUAAGUAAUAGAAAUCAGCGACCUUGUAGACCAUACGUGAAAUAUACUGUAUGUUUUUGUUUUUUAUGAGAUAAAAGUACAGUGACGUUUAUGUAUAA